Molecule: messenger RNA, 1050 nt
Organism: Venustampulla echinocandica
Lineage: Eukaryota; Fungi; Ascomycota; Leotiomycetes; Helotiales; Pleuroascaceae
Product: putative Bifunctional protein gal10
Exons: 2
Coding region: 1-1050 (349 amino acids)
Biological process (GO): beta-D-galactose catabolic process via UDP-galactose, Leloir pathway; glucose metabolic process
Molecular function (GO): aldose 1-epimerase activity; carbohydrate binding
Source: RefSeq, a predicted model, not a curated record
AUGUCUCCCCAAGCCCCCGCGCCCUUCCAAUUUCUGCCCCUUGGUGCCAUCAUCCAAACCUUCCUGGUGGGAAAGACGAACAUUGUCCAAGGCUUCCCCAAGCAAUCCCACUAUGAAUCCCACAAUGCCCCGUUCUUCGGAGAGACAAUUGGACGUAUUGCCAACCGAGUUAAGAACGCAAAAAUCGAUUCACUGAACGGGAAAUCUUAUGCCCUCGCGGCCAACAACGGCGUCAACGCCCUGCAUGGCGGGGUAAAGGGGUGGGGGAAGAGGGUCUGGGAGGGCCCUAAGCCUGUGGGUGUCAGGAGCAUUGAGGGAUUGGAGGGUGGGAAGCUCGAGGGUGGAGAGAGCGUGGUCUUCACCUUGCGAAGUGAGGAUGGCGAUGAGGGCUAUCCUGGCACUGUUGAGGCCAGCGUUGUUUAUACGGCCGGCACACAGAAAACCGAGAGUGGCAAGGAAGUUAAUGUCCUGGGUAUCGAAUAUGUGGUUGAGCUCGUAGGGGGCGAUGUGGAAGAAACGGCAAUCAACGUCACCAACCACUCGUAUUUCAACUUGUCAGGCAAACCUACCAUUGAGGGGACUGAGGUCUCGCUGUGCUCCAACUCUUAUUUACCUGUCGAUGAAGGCGGCAUCCCCACUGGCGGUCCGGUACCAUAUGCAGGUGUCGAGGCGCACAAGAAGUUCACACUCGGGCGCGAAGAACCCGAUAUCGACGACUGUUUCGUCGUAGACCCUUCGACUGCAUCUUCAGUGCCAAUCGACACGCGCGCGUCGCCACUACACGGGCUGGUCACGGCAUACCACCCGGAGACCAAGAUCCAUCUCGAAGUGCUCAGCACGGAGCCAGCGUUCCAGUUCUACACGGGGAAAUACAUCGACGUGCCCGAAGUUGAGGGCGUCCCAGCUCGAGGGAAACGAUCGGGAUUCUGCGUUGAGCCCAGCCGGUAUGUGAACGCAGUCAACGUGGCGGCGUGGAAGGGCCAGGUGGUGUUGAAAAAGGGGGAGAAGUAUGGAAGCCGAAUUGUGUAUCGGGGAUGGAGCGAUGAGUAG